GCUAGACAUAAGAAGACCAAGACCCCAAGAAUUGUUGGCCAACCUUUGCCCAUCCACAGACUUAUCGAAGUUUUGGAUCAUAAGUCAUUGCAAACUUUAUUAGAAGAUUUGGUCAAGAUUCAUCCAGAAACUGCUAAUACUAUUCAUAAAUUAUCACCAAAACCUUGUACUAAGAGUUCUAUUGCUUUAAUCAGGGAGAAAUUCGAUAAUAUCAUAAAUCAUUUACCUUAUAAAUGCGAUGUUGAAAGCGAUUAUUCGUAUCUAAGAGUUAAACCUUAUAUAAAUGAGUUUUUAAACUGUUUGUCUGAUUUCAUAUUAAACUUGUUACCUCCAAUUGAAACAAACAUUUCUCGUUCGGUUGAAUUCUUGGAUAUGAUUACUAACUUAAUCCACGAAUUACCUAAUUUUACUAAUCAUGAAUUUCAAUAUACUAGAUCUAUGGCUUAUGAACAAAUUUCCAAUACCUGGUUAAUUGUUUUAAGCCAAAGAUUUGAUCAUCCUCUUGACGAUGACUCUAUUGAUUCUGCACUUGUAUCAAAUUCAACUCCUUCUUCUCCUCCUUCCAAUUCUUCAAAUUCUUCUUCUGCUAAUUUGGAAUUGAUUAAAAUUAUUGAAGAUAUGAAUUUACAAAGCUGUUUGGAAAAACAUAAUAAUACCUCUCUUGGUAAAUUUAAACUCGUGAUUGAUUUCAUCAAAUCUGAAUUAGAUAAUUAUGAACAACUUAGCCAAUCUUUGAAUGGUGGCCCUACUAAUAUCUUGAAUGACCUCAUCACGGUUGAUUACUCUAAUUUUGCUAUCACUGCUAGAACUUCUCAU
This is a messenger RNA of Hyphopichia burtonii NRRL Y-1933, 816 nucleotides long. RefSeq lists its product as uncharacterized. The record is from RefSeq and is a predicted model, not a curated record. Gene Ontology annotation, biological process: proteasome localization; nuclear protein quality control by the ubiquitin-proteasome system. Gene Ontology annotation, cellular component: nucleus. NCBI's taxonomy places the organism in Eukaryota, Fungi, Ascomycota, Pichiomycetes, Serinales, Debaryomycetaceae.